CCACUGCUUUAGUUUGCACAAGCAGGAGGAGUUUUGCUUGAAGAUACACUGAAACUCGAAUGCCAGCCUGGUUUGUUUGCCAGCAGGUGCUUCACAGCUGUCAACCUGAGUCGUAAGUGGCAGCUACUGUAAGUAGCUUCUGUGCACUAUGAAGAAUUUUUCAUUUCCUAUGCAGGAUAAUACAUAUCAGACUGAGAGUCCUUCUCACAGAUUCCCGAGUUUGACAAAUCAGUCAGGUCCUGUUGGAAGACCAGAAAGAGAUGAACAAUUAGCUCAAGUAGAGAUUGCUGUACUGGGGGUCAUAUUUCUGACAGCAUCUGUGGGCAAUUUUAUUCUCGUACUGGUGCUGUGGCGAAGAAGAAAGAAGCUCUCUAGGAUGUAUGUGUUCAUGCUUCACCUCAGCAUUGCUGAUUUAGUGGUAGCCUUUUUUCAAGUUCUGCCUCAACUCAUAUGGGAUAUUACAGAUGUUUUCAUAGGGCCAGAUUUCUUGUGCAGAAUUAUCAAGUACCUACAAUUGCUAGGCAUGUUUGCCUCUACUUAUAUGAUAGUGGUCAUGACAGUGGACAGAUAUCAAGCAGUUUGCUACCCUAUGGUCACAUUCCAAAAGAAGAGAGCUCUCUGGAACAUCCCUAUUUUCACCAGCUGGUUUAUAGCACUGAUUCUUAGCCUACCACAGGUAUUUAUCUUUUCUAAGACUGAAAUAUCUCCAGGUAUCUUUGAAUGUUGGGGUGAAUUUAUUCAACCAUGGGGCCCAAGGGCAUAUGUGACUUGGAUUUUUGUAGUUAUAUUCUUCAUUCCCUCAGCCAUUCUUAUCACAUGCCAGGUUAAAAUUUGCAAAAUAAUCAGAAGAAAUAUAUAUGUGAAAAAACAGAAUGAAUGUGAAACAACAAAUCAGAAGCAAGUCCUGCCAUCCCGAGCAAGCAGUGUGAACUGUAUUUCAAAGGCUAUGAUCAAGACAGUAAAAAUGACAGUGGUGACAGUUGUUGCAUAUGUGCUCUGUUGGUCACCUUUCUUCAUUGCGCAGCUGUGGUCUGUGUGGUUCCCCAGUGUCGUGACUGAAGGUUCAGCAUUCACCAUUAUCAUGCUCCUUGGCAAUUUAAAUAGUUGCACCAAUCCAUGGAUUUACAUGUAUUUCUGUGGACACAUUCCAUAUUGCACAAAUAAGCAAGUGGAGAAUACCUCAGCUCAAGAGGAAUCGACCAAAUACUGCUGUCCAGCUGGCAAGAGGAACGGAUUUCAGGCAAGAAGGAAGAGAAGGAGGUGGACGAAGGCAGUACCAGAGCCAGACAGGAAUAGGAAGAGUCUAUGAAGUCUCUUAUAAAAAUUGCAAUUGAUAUUUUUUCUUGUGUUUUCCCCCACUCUUUAGUUAAUAGUUAUUAAUUCUACCCCACAACAAAUUCCUUGUUGGAGCAAUUCUCUAACUCAAGUGGCAGUGUCGUUAUCUGGGGUAAGAACAUCAAAGUUAUAAUCCAUACUAUUGAUAGGGUAUUUGUUAUAUUCAGCCAUUCACUGACUUUCUAAGGCUUUCAAUCAAUUAGCUCUCAGUUAGGUUUUCCCUUGUGACUGAAUAUGAUGGUUAAUGGUGGGAUUUUUAGUUUUCUACCUCUGUUAAUUGCAGUUGGUUACACAGUAUAACAUGCAGUGUUGAAAGGUGGUGUAAACAGAAAUGUUGCAAGGAAUUACCUGUCACUGUACAACUGUAUUUGCAGCAAAACUCUUCCAAAGGCAUUCAUUUGCAAGAAAAACAGGCAUUGAAAUAAUGUGCGAGAGUCAGCCAGAUCCAGAACUGACAGAAGUCACAAUUCUGCUCAGACACUGCAGUGAAGCUGUGCUGUUUGACACCACCUGCUCUGGCCUCCAAUUAAAGUUAAAAAGUGUAACUUCUACUUAUAUUUCUGCAUUGCUCAUAUAUUUAUUACUGGCUUUAUAAAUAAUUUGGUAGAGCUGGUAGCCUAAAUAACAGUAGCUUAAUAUGUUCUUUAAAAGUCUGAGAACAAUAUUAACUGACCAUAUUUCAGAUAUUUUGAUCAUGUGUUGAAUGAAAUGUCAAAACUUCUAAAAUUCAGUAAUGGUUGUUUAUUGUUUGCAAUUUUCAAACCAAUUAUAUUUUUGUCUUUCAAGUGUUUUCUUUCUGAUUUUUUUCAUUUUCUUUCCCCUGAGAUCAGUUCUGCUGUUAAGGAGAAAAAUAAAUGUUACUGUAUUAUGGUACAAGCUACAGGCUAUGGACAUUUUUAGUUUCAGUCUGCCUGGAGGUAUUUGAACACAGGUAUUCCUGCUUUUUUUCUUAGCAAAAUGAAUUAGGCUGCAUUUUUCGGAUGAAUUCAUUAUCCUAAAUGACCUGCCCUGCUUACCCCAUGGGCAGCAGUGACAGACACACUCAGUGGGGAGUUUGGUUCAGGCCCACAAUUUUCUGUCAAAAUUCAUUUGCAAAUGAUGGAAAAUUCAUUUUGAUAACAUUUUUCUUUUCUUUUUUUUUUUCUUUUUUUUUUCUUAGUAGAGUGCCCCUUACAGAAUUUUUCUCAAAGAAAAGACAUUUAAAACUAUAAUAAAAUUUUUCUAUUUGUAAAUUUGACCAUCAGUAUUUUUUGAAGUUUUAGUUUGAACAUCUUGUGUACUUCUUAUCCUCUAUAGUUGGAUUCCUUGUUUGGACUAUAUCUUUCCAAUUUACUGUCACUUAGAUUUUCAACAGGUAUUAGAUUAUCUCAUUAAGAGAGAGAGCUGACUGUGGGACAACAGUGUAAUCUGUCCAGAGUGUUUAGUCAAUGUUGGAGAAUCAGAAACUGAAACGUACAAGUCCCUGGAGGCACUGUGGAAGCCCAUAAAAAUGAAAAAAUCCAGUUAUCAGAUGAAAGUCUUUCUUAUCAAAGCCUAGAUUCUAUUUUCUCACACAAAUAAUUUCUGAGUAGAAAAAUACCUAGUGUACAAGUUCCCACUCUUGAAGUGAAUGGCUAUGUUGUUGAUGCUGGCACUGCAAUAUGGUUUCUGGUUAUCUGGGUGGGGAUUUUUUUUUUGUUUUCCAGGGUUUUAUUGCCAGUUGGGAAAGGCACAGUUCAAUAAAAGGAAUUAGAUACUUUCUUAAAAAUUAUUGUUUUAUGUGUUGCAGUACAGAUAAGAACAAUCAAAGACAAUGUAAUCUAUUGAUUUGGUAUAGAUUUAUUACAGAAAAAAACUCACAAAAAUCAACUUAGUAGAAUAAAAGGAAAAUCUCAACAUG
Corapipo altera (White-ruffed manakin) is the source of this 3214-nucleotide messenger RNA. Its product is annotated as arg8-vasotocin receptor-like. Gene Ontology annotation, molecular function: peptide binding; vasopressin receptor activity. The record is from RefSeq and is a predicted model, not a curated record. Gene Ontology annotation, cellular component: membrane. Lineage: Eukaryota; Metazoa; Chordata; Aves; Passeriformes; Pipridae. The coding region runs from base 149 to 1309 and encodes 386 amino acids. The transcript has 4 exons. Gene Ontology annotation, biological process: regulation of systemic arterial blood pressure by vasopressin; positive regulation of vasoconstriction; G protein-coupled receptor signaling pathway.